AUGAGCAACGAAAUAUCAACAGAAAUAACUAAACAAAAUCCUCUACUUGAUGAAAAAGAGCAAUCAAAAGAUAAUUUCGAACAGAGAACAGUACCAACGCUAGUUGAAGUACAGUCAUUUUGUGGAGAAUUUCAUGUUAAAGUUGAAAAUGCAGCCUGUAUUCGUCCAUGGUUACAAUUUAGUGACACACAUUUUCCGGGUAACCAAAAAGAAAUUUAUGGAAAAGAGUUUUCAUUACUAAAUCUUGAAUUCUUAUUUAUAGAGAAAAUUCUAAAGGAAUUCGAAGAAAAUGAAUUCGAUCUACCAACUCCUAUUCAGUCUAUAGCAUGGCCUAUUCUUAGUCAAAAUCGAGAUCUUGUUGGUAUAGCAACCUCUGGAAGUGGAAAAACACUUGCUUUUAUUCUUCCUCUUAUAUUUCAACUUCGCAAACAAUCUAAUGAUACUUCUAUAGCGAUUAUUUUGACAUCAACCCGUGAAUCGGUACAAAAUAUUAAUAAUGUUGCUCAACCCUAUUUUAAUCUAUUUGAUAUCAAAUCAAUGUGUAUUAUAAAUGGAGAUGACCAUGAAAAGCAAAUUAAUGAAAUUAACGAUGGAAAAAACGUUUAUAUAUGUAUACCAAAUCGAUUACAAGAACUCGUAGAAACAAAAUUAAUUGAUCUUCAGCACGCUACAUUUAUUGUACUUGAUGAAACCGAUAAAAUGAUUGAUUUAGGUUUUGAAACACAAAUUAGACAAAUUCUCGACAUUUUCAAACCGACCACCGAUGAUAAACAACAGCAAGUUCAAAUGUGUGUAUUUUCCACUAGCUCACAAAAAUCCAUAAAAACUCUAGCUGACCAUUAUCUAACAAAUUAUGUUCAUGCUAGUGUUGGCUAUUUAUCUGAACCGCAUUCUUCUGUACAUUUAAAUGUUGAGCAAAUAGUUGAUUUUUGUCCAAAUGAACAACAAAAACGACAAAAUCUUUUUCGAAUUCUCGAUGAAGUCUGUGCAUAUGCACCAAUGAGAAAAACUAUCAUAUUUGUUCGUACACGAGAUAAAGUGAAUCGUCUAAACAAAGAACUUGAACAAAAUGGAUAUAGAGCUUUAAUUCUACAUGGUUCAUUAAGCCAACAAAUACGAAAUCAAGUUCUUAAAGAAUUUCGUGAAAAUUCAAAUGUACUGUUACUUACAACGGAUGUUGCUUCAAGAAGUUUUGAUGUUGAUGAUGUUCGAUUUGUAAUCAAUUACGAUUAUCCAACGUCCGAUGCUGUCUAUAAACAUAGAAUUACACGGAUAACAAAUUGUAAUAUAGCAUUUACAUUUUUCUCAAACGAAGACGCUAAACAUGCUCCAGCACUCUUAUAUAUUUUGGAUAAUGCUGGCGCUGUUGUUCAUCCGAUAUUGCUUCAAAUUGGACGAAAAAAUGGUUUUAACAAAUGGGUAGCGAAUGUAGGAAUACCUCAAUAUCCGGUUUUUGAAAAUUAUGACAAUUUUGAUGGCGAUGGUCCAGAUAAUUGGAUCAAUGAUGAAGAUUUGCCACCGAAUUUAAUGAAUAUAGAUUUAGGUUCAUUUGAUUCUAGUCAACUACGUCCAGCACCGGUACCACUUCAAAAUGCCAAUGGAGCACUUAACGAGCUUGAUGCAAAUACAAGAAUGAAAAAUUUUCAAGAUUACAAACAACGUUGUCAACUAUUAGAACGUUUGACAUGGAAUGAUAAUCAAAAUAAUAAUUGGAAUAAUGGUGGUGGUUGGUCGAAUCCCGAUAAUGAAAAUCAAAAUCAAAAUAAAGUUGAUACAUCUCAGAAAAAUCCACCAAUCACCAAUGAUUAUAAUCAAUGGCAACCUCCACCUCAACCGCCACCUGAAACAGAAACCAAUCCAGCUAUCAUUUAUGCCAAAGCAAGUAGCGAAUAUCAUGUAGAAUACAAUCAAUAUACAACUGCAUUACAACAAGCUAUGCUUGCACAACAAGCAGGCACACAAAUAACACCAGAACAACAACAAUAUUUGAUUGCAUUUCAACAAAAACUACAAGCUAAACAACAACAACUUCAAGUUAUGCAACAAGCAGCUGCUCUAACAGCUUCAACACAAAAUGCUUGGAACCAACAACAGACAAGUUUUAAACCGCAAUCAACAACGGACCCUUCAAAAGCAACGACUGACGCUCAACAAGCAUGGAUGCAACAAUGGAUGAGUGCUGGCUAUGACGCAUCGCAAAUUGCCGCCUAUCAGCAAUGGUAUACACAAAUGCAAUUAGCUGCAUCUUUAGCAGCAUCAACAGCUAUAUCUCAACCGCAAGCUCCAACUUCUAUGUACAAUGGAAUUCCAAAUAAUACAAAUCAACAAUCGACAGUGACUAUAUCCGCACCUCCGACUGUUUCAUCGUCAACAGCAAGUGCAGCACAACGUGCUUAUGCUGCCUACAGCAAUCGAGGAUCAACGAAUUGA
This is a messenger RNA of Rotaria socialis, 2430 nucleotides long. The record is from the annotation of a GenBank genome assembly. NCBI's taxonomy places the organism in Eukaryota, Metazoa, Rotifera, Eurotatoria, Philodinida, Philodinidae.